Molecule: messenger RNA, 481 nt
Organism: Heterotrigona itama
Lineage: Eukaryota; Metazoa; Arthropoda; Insecta; Hymenoptera; Apidae
Source: the annotation of a GenBank genome assembly
AUAACAAUUACAAUUAUAGGUUUCAUAAUUGGAGGAUUUGGAAAUUUUUUAGUUCCAUUAAUAUUAGGAUCACCAGAUAUAGCAUUUCCACGAAUAAAUAAUAUUAGGUUUUUGAUUAUUACCUAUUAUUAUUUUUUCCUAAUUCAGGAACUGGAUGAACUGUAUAUCUUCUUUUAUCAUUAUAUUUAUAUCAUUCUUCUCCGAGGAGGAGAUCCAAUUUUAUAUCAACAUUAAUUUUGAUUUUUUGGACAUCCAGAAGUUUAUAUUUCAAUUUUACCAGGACUUUAAUUUCUCGAAUUAUAUUAUAAAUGAAAGAGGAAAGAAAGAAAUUUUUGGAAACUUAAGAAUAAUUUAUGCAAUAUUAGGGAUUAGAUUAUUAGCACGUUAUACAUUUACUAUUGGAUUAGAUAUUGAUACACGAGCUUGUUUUACAUCAGCAACAAUAAUUAUUGCAAUUCCUACUGGAAUUAAAAUAUUUAAA